Messenger RNA from Mycena indigotica, 1326 nucleotides. RefSeq names its product Protein kinase. The coding region runs from base 1 to 1326 and encodes 441 amino acids. The record is from RefSeq and is a predicted model, not a curated record. Lineage: Eukaryota; Fungi; Basidiomycota; Agaricomycetes; Agaricales; Mycenaceae. Gene Ontology annotation, biological process: regulation of mRNA processing; spliceosomal complex assembly; protein phosphorylation. The transcript has 2 exons. Gene Ontology annotation, molecular function: ATP binding; protein kinase activity.
AUGCCUUACCUCGAAGACCCCUUGGAUUACGAGCCUGGCGGGCUACAUCCCGUCCAUAUAGGUGAUACGUUUGCAGCAGGGCGUUACGAGGUCAUCGACAAACUUGGGCACGGCUGCUCUUCCACCAUCUGGCUCGCUCGCGACCUGACAACUGCAAGCUACGUCUCACUCAAGAUUAUAGAAGCUGAUAGAUCGGAAUCGUCGACUGAGUUGAUGGUCUUGAAACAUCUUGAAGCAACGUUCGAUGCAGAGGAAGAGGGAAGCCAACAUGUAGUCCGAAUGCUUGACCAUUUUGUGCACGAGGGACCGAAUGGAUCACAUUUGUGCAUCGUUCAGGAAUUCCUUGGGCCCACCCUGACCACCAAAAUUGAAGCCAAUUCUGCCUCCUCUAAGCCGAAGGCCCGUCGAAUUGCUGGCCAACUUCUUCACGCUGUCGCCUAUCUUCAUAAACGUGGAAUCGCACAUGGCGACCUUCACACUGGCAAUAUCCUUCUCUGUAUCCCCGCCUCACUCAGUAUCGAUUUUGGCACUCCAAUAAGAGAUACAUGCGGGUUACCUGCGACGCCCUCUCCUCAUAGGCCGAAAUAUCUUGUUGGACCCAUCAUUGAACGCGUCCCAAACAAAUUCAUACGGUCCUGCCUGGACAAGCCUCACAUCAAAGUGUGCGAUUUCAGCGAGUCGUACAUGACGGGCAUGACCGAGCCUCCACCACUUGCUUCCCCCCAUAUUCUCCGACCGCCAGAAGGAAUCCUCGGUGACUUACCCCACGCAACUCUACAAACGGACAUCUGGGGACUGGCGGUUGUAAUCUUCCAAAUUCUUACCAAUGGCGGUUCUCUGUUUUCUUCGCUUAAUGACGACUACACUCUGGAGACCAUCGUCUUGACGUUGGGCAAACUACCCGAACCGCUGUGGCGCAGUUGGAGCAAUCGUGAAAAGUUUUUCGACGACGACGUAAAUCCAGUCCUCCAAGUCAACUCCUGGUCAGGGUUGAGUGGGAUCUCAUCCAAGACUUCCCUGAAGGAAACAAUCGGACAUUGGCCAGUCGCAAAGGAAGAGAUUUUGGCAUUGGAGGCGAUGUUGGAGGCGAUGUUGCGCUAUGAUGCGAAGAGCAGAUGCUCGUUAAGCGAUCUUGUUCAUUGCGACUGGAUGGUGGGUUACGGUCACCGCCGUGGGGGGGGUGAUGUAGUUGUGCCAACUCAGACGGACGUGGACCUAAGCAUCGGUGUUCAAGAGGGCGGUCGAAAAGAGGGCAGUCGAAAGAAAACCAAAAAAUCCCGGAGAAACAAAGGGAAGAAAGGGGGAAAGGAGAACAGUCGCACGUAG